Molecule: messenger RNA, 2570 nt
Organism: Linum trigynum
Lineage: Eukaryota; Viridiplantae; Streptophyta; Magnoliopsida; Malpighiales; Linaceae
Source: the annotation of a GenBank genome assembly
ACACUAUCUAUCAAUAUCAGUUAUCCCCUUCAAUUAAUCGUAGUGGGAAGACAAAGAAACAGGGCAAUGGAAACAAUUCCUCGACCCAAUUCGCUGCUCCUUCUUCUUCUCAAUUGUCUAGUCCUGUUCAACGGGUCAACCCACGGAGUGGAAUACCCGGUGACCAUCACGGCCCUCAACACCUCCGCCGGCGUCCAGCGGUUCGUGCGGCGGAUCGGGAAGAGCUACGCCAGCCGGAGGAUGGAGUCAGGAACGAACUUCAUAUGGAAAACCCUCCACCAGACAGCCGCUGGCGACGAUGGCGACCGGAAGGAUUACAGCAGGGUGGAACUGUUCAUCCAGAGCAUGAAACAACAGAGGACUUACCACGUGGACAACAGGAUCGCGAUCAAUUCCGAGUAUAUCGGCAAUUACACGGCCGGGAAUCUCAAGCGGGAGUUCACGGGCCUGUUGUACCAGCAAAUGGCGCUGGUUUGGGCCUGGGACGGCGUGGGCCAGGCUCCAGCGGGACUCGUCAGUGGGAUUGCCGAUUAUGUGAGGAUGAGAGCUCAUCUGGUAAGUCGUUCUGGAUGGGCCCGGCCCGGGGACGGGGAGAGGUGGGAUCAGGGGAAUGACGUUACGGCCCGGUUCUUGGAGUAUUGUGGCAAGUUUAAGGAGGGGUUUGUUGGGGAGCUGAACCGGAAGAUGAAAAACGGUUACUCGGAUGACUAUUUUAAGGAGCUGUUAGGGAAGAACGUUGAUAGGGUUUGGAGGGAUUAUAAGGCAAGGUACCCCAGGUGAAGGACAAGUUUCAAUUAGGGAGUUCGUGAAGAUGUGUUUUGAGCUAUAAGAAUGUAAUUUUGGGUUUUUUGUUUGUUCCAUUACAUGUUUUUUGCUGCAUCAUUGUAAUGUUUACAGGGUGGCAGGCUCGGUCAUAGUUUAUCGUUGUUGGAUUUAAGAAACUAUUAGUUGCAUUGCUAUUUUGGAUUGGAAGAUUAGUGUUAGUUAAUACAUAGUUUGAAGUCGAAAUUAUAACAACAAAAUUUAAAGAAAUAAUAACAAUCAUAAAUGAAAAGGUUAAUACCACUAAAACACCUCAGUCAUAAAAAAAAAUUUGUCAUUUGUGUUCUAUUUUAUUCGAUAUGACAAUCUUAUCUCGAACUAUUUUUCUAUUAGUGUUGACCGUUAGUAGUUAACGGCAAGUUGUCUGCUAAUUAAAGUGUUAGUUGACUAGGUUUAAAAGUUUUGUUGUAGUGAGGUAGAAUUAUUAUUCACAUAUUUCUUGAAAUUAGAAAAUAAACUCAAUUAUCUUAAGAAAACUCAAAUCCCUCGUUGCUCCAUCAUUCUCACCUCCUCUACCUCAGCAUGUAGAAUGUAUAUUGAGGACCCUGAUCUCACUUGCCAUCGCAGACCCUUUUUAAGAAGGUUCUUCCUUCAAUGAUACCUUGCCAAGUCCAAGGAGGACGGGAUCCUGCUCUAGCAUUUAGGAAAUGGUCAUUAAAGUGAUAACGGGCUUUAUAGAUUUUUGUCAAUGUAUUGUCUAGAGCUGUUAGCAGUUUCCAGGCUUGUUUACCUAACAUGGCUAUGUAAAUCGAUCAAAGUCUCUGAAUUCCAGCCUCCCUCAAAUUUACUAUUACAUACUUCAGGCCAUGAAAUCCAAUGCAUUCCUUUGUCUUUGUCUUGGUUAGCUCACCAAAAUCGGGCCAAUUGGCUAUUAAGUCUUCGACAUUGGGUAGAAGGGAUGCGGAAACAUGACAUUGUAUAGAUUGGGGUGCCGUUUCUAUCGAUUUUAUCACCACUUAUUUGGCUUCCAAUGACAUAUGUUUAGAUUUCCAGUUCUGGAUCCUGGCCGCUAAAGAGUUCUCUCAAUAUAUCGAAAGGUAAGGACUUUAGAUCGAUGGGUUUUUUUAUGGAAGCCCUAAGUAUCGAUCAUGGGUCCCUAUUUUGGCUACUCCUAGAGCAUUUGCUAAUGUUGUAGCUUCUUGUUCAGAGAUAUUGGAACUAAAGGUAACAAUCGAUUUUUGUAGGUUAACUCAUUGACCGCUUCGUGUGAUAGCAGUAAUCCCAACAAAUUUGUUAUUUCCGGUCUUGAGGCUAUAAGAAAGAGAUAUGAGUCAUCAGCAAAAAAGAGGUGAGAGGUCCCUAUGAAUGCGGAGCCCAUGUAAAGAAUAGUUUGAGAUAGCGGCUUGGAUCAUAGCCGAAAAGGCCUCUGUGUAGAUGACAAAUAAUAAUGGAGAGAGAGGGUCCCCUAGACGUAGUCCCCGCUGAGGUAUGAAAAACCCUUGCCUUGAGCCAUUCAAGAUUAUCGAGAAGGAGACAGUAGUGAUACAAGAGCGGGUCCAUUUGAUCCACUGAUAACUGAAUCCCAAUGCUUUCAUUGCAUUUAUUGGAAAUUCCCAUUCUACAAGAGGAGAUUUUUUGAAAACAAAAGUCGAGAAUGACUUAUCUCCAGUUAAGGGACUUAAAUACCCAUUUCUUCCACGAAUCCACUAUUCAAAGGAGGAAAAGCAUUAUUAAAAUUCUUAAAGACAAUAAUGGGUAUCCUCAUACAAAUGAACAAAGUAAAGCUUCAGUAAAUGUUGGCUUUUUUG